Molecule: messenger RNA, 1397 nt
Organism: Solanum verrucosum
Lineage: Eukaryota; Viridiplantae; Streptophyta; Magnoliopsida; Solanales; Solanaceae
Exons: 3
Coding region: 162-1325 (387 amino acids)
Source: RefSeq, a predicted model, not a curated record
GUGGCAGAGAAAUAUCCAUUUCUCACAAAAUCAUGUGCUCCGUUCAAUCCUCUCUCAAAGGAGAAAAAAAGGAAACACCAUUUUCUUAAUUUUUUUUCUCAACAAUCUUCCUCUUUCUCUUAUAUAAUUUUUUUGAAGAAUAGUGUUGUAUUUUUUACAUCAUGAGAAAAUUGAGCCCUAAUUUGGACAAAGAAAAUGGAUUGGAUACAGUUUUGGAGGUUCCUCUUCCAGAAGAAAUGUUUAGCAAAACCGGUGGCAGGAAUGCAGCAAUCAGGUGGAAGAAUAUGCUAAAUCUAAUGCGAGCUGAUAAAUUGCCUGAUCGAUCGAAGGCGGUUGCCUCUGGAAAUAAUGAUCAAUUUAUGUUCUUGUUGAAAAUUGUUGGAUCUGCUCUUAUACCUUUUCAGGUUCAAUUGGAUCAUGCUAUUAGCUUGCCUGUUAGAGAUGGUUGCAUUAAAGCUUCUUCUGCAAAAUACAUAGUACAACAAUAUCUAGCAGCUAGCGGAGGGCAGGCUGCAUUAAAUUCAAUCAAUAGCAUGUACGCGGUGGGGCAAUUGCAGAUGGCAAUGUCAGACAUACAGCAAAGUGGUAACCAGAUGAACUCCAAACGGACAUGUGAGGACGGAGGAUUUGUUCUUUGGCAAAAGAAUCCUGAUCUGUGGUUCCUAGAAUUUGUCGUAUCCGAUUGCAAGGUCAGUGCUGGUAGUAAUGGUACAGUAGCUUGGAGUCACUCUUCCACCAAUUCUAAUGCUUCAAAAGGUCCUCCAAGACCACUCAGGAGGUUCUUUCAGGGACUAGACCCCAGAUCAACAGCCAAUUUAUUUCUGAAUGCUGUUUGUAUUGGAGAAAAGAAAAUCAAGGAUGAAGGAUGCUUUAUACUAAAACUUGAGACUAGCAAAGACAUGUUGAAGGCACAAAGCACAGCCAACACAGAAGUUGUUCAUCACACCAUAUGGGGCUACUUCAGCCAACGCUCAGGAGUUCUCAUCCAAUUUGAGGACACAAAACUAGUAAGAUUGAAGUCAGCGAAAGACAGCAAUGACAGUAUUUUUUGGGAAACAAGCAUGGAAUCAACGCUUAAAGAUUAUAGGUACAUCGAAGGUAUCAACAUAGCACACAGUGGAAGAACUGCAGCAACAAUUUAUAGAUAUGGAAAGAACAUAGACUAUAGAGCAAAAGUUGAGGAAACAUGGAAGAUUGAAGAGAUUGAUUUUAACAUUAGUGGUUUGUCAAUGGACUGCUUUUUGCCUCCUGCUGAUGUAAACAAGGAAAAUGAACAAGAAUGGGAUUCUAGAGCCUCUUUAGCUGAAAAUAGAACUGUAUGCUAAUGUGAAAAUGUUCUUGUAUAUAAGAUAGAUAGGCUGUUAGCUCUUGUUCUUAUUUCCUAAAUAUUGGAUAUU